Messenger RNA from Zerene cesonia (dogface butterfly), 5399 nucleotides. It is a transcript of the gene sns, whose product is annotated as nephrin. The transcript has 29 exons. Gene Ontology annotation, molecular function: cell adhesion molecule binding. Gene Ontology annotation, biological process: cell-cell adhesion. The coding region runs from base 414 to 4604 and encodes 1396 amino acids. Gene Ontology annotation, cellular component: cell-cell junction. Lineage: Eukaryota; Metazoa; Arthropoda; Insecta; Lepidoptera; Pieridae. The record is from RefSeq and is a predicted model, not a curated record.
GCGUCGAGCUCGCGUCGCGUGCAGACGUGUCGGUGUCGCGUCAGUGCCACCUGUGGCUAGUGUUCGUUGUGUGUACAAAAUUUUAUGAAUGGAUAACUGGUUCCCAUGGAUGUGUUUUAAUUCAGUGAUAGUGUGUUGACCUUUUAUUAAUCUGUGUUCAAACGGUGAGCGGAGGCUGGAUUUGUGACAUUUACAAAGUAAGGAAAUAUGAUAGCUGAUAUGGUGGCAUCGCGUAUAACGUCGGGACAAAGCGUAAAUGUAUUACGGUAAUACACGGUUACGGUGACACGGUAAUACACGAAGUGACACGGUAAUCAACAACGUGACACGGUAAUCAGUGACAUGGUGACAAUGUGGCGGUGAUUUUUGUAUCGGCCAGUGGAAUAUGUGCAGUGCGUUGUACGAACAUCAAAAUGUGUGACAAAUUUUGGAUUUCUACCCUCAUUUUUUGUGUGCUCUCCACGGCCACCUGCUUCCAGCAGCAGUACUUCAGGGUGGUACCUCGCAGCCUCAGGGUGCAGGAGGGCUCGGAGGCCGUGCUGGAGUGCGCGGUCGCCAACCUGGCUGGCCAGGUGCAAUGGGCUAAGGACGGAUUUGCGUUGGGGUUCUCCUCAGUGAUACCAGGGUAUCCACGCUACACGAUGUUCGGGGACCGCCGCCACGGGGUCUACAACCUUCGGAUCGCGAACGUCUCACUGGAAGAUGAUGCAGAGUAUCAAUGCCAAGUGGGACCGGCUCAAAUGCACAAGGUGAUACGGGCGAACGCAUCACUGACUGUCAUAUCGCCCCCAAAUGCCGUGGAAAUCGUGAACCACCCCCACAAUUCGAAGCUGGAGGUCAAAGAGGGAGAAGACGUCGUGCUGGAGUGCCAAGUUCAGAACGCGAAGCCAGCUGCCAAGAUUGUGUGGUACAGAGGCAACCAGGAGAUGAAGGGAGACAGAGUUGCCAACGAAGACAUCAGGGAGGUGGAAAGUGCCAACGGCAAUCCUAAGGCAGUCAGAUAUACAACAAUAUCAAGGGUACACUUCAAAGCAACCUCGGAAGAUGAUUACGCAGAUUUCACGUGCGAGGCUCGUCACGAGGCGCUGCAAAGAGAUUCGCCCAUGCGCAGUACCAUACAACUCAGCGUGCUAUAUCCCCCCGGCGCCCCAUACAUAGAGGGCUACGCGGAGGGGGAGACAGUGAGGCGAGGGCAGAGCCUCGAGCUCGUGUGCCGCAGCCGGGGCGGGAAUCCGCCCGCCCAGCUCAUUUGGUACAAAAAUGGUGAACAAAUACGCAUGGCCUACAGAACCAGUGGUCGCAUGUCAGAGAAUGCCUUAUCGUUUAAGGCUGACGCGUCUGACAAUAAAGCGAGAUACACCUGCGAAGCGAAGAAUAUCAUGAUAAGCAAUACUUUGAAAGCCGAAAUCGACUUAACUGUACUAUUCGCCCCAGCCCACGUCACUAUAUCUGGCCCAUCAGAAGCUCGCGUCGGAGAUCCAGUUCCUCUCACCUGCAGCACAGCUCCCUCGAACCCAGCUGCUGAAGUCAAAUGGCUGGUCUCCGGGAAGCAUCAUAGAGAAGCCAGCAAUAGGACAGUGAUUUCUCCUGAAGGGGGUUGGAUUACGACAUCGAACAUCACGGUGGUAGUGGAACCGAACCGGCGGUCCAUCGUGAUCGUGUGCCAUGGCAUCAACGCCCAGCUCACUGAGAACGUGGUCGCCACGCACACUAUCAACGUUUUGUAUCCACCUUCAGCCCCCAUGAUAACCGGGUAUAUCCCGGGCACUACCCUCGCCGCGGGAACGGUACAGAAACUGUCUUGCAUCUCAUCUGGCGGGAAUCCUUUGGCUACGCUAACUUGGUUUAAAAACGAUAAAAAGAUCCACUCGGUAACCAAAGUGUCUGAUAAAUCGGUAUCCGCCGAAAUAUCGAUACUAACCAAUGUGACAGAUAACUUGGCUCAGUAUAGAUGCGAAGCGACCAACAGCGCCACGGAGAUCCCUCUAUUCGAGACUGUGACUUUGAACGUGCACUUCGCCCCAGAGGCAGUGAAAGUGAGGGCAGAACCGGAAGAGCUUCGACCAGGCAUCGAAGGCACGCUCUACUGCGACGCUGCCAGCAGCAACCCCCCGGCCACGCUGUCCUGGUGGAGGGACGGGAUACCUGUACAGAGUCAACCCAUGAAGAUGAAGAAAGGUCUACAUGGCGGGACGGUCUCCACAAUCGAACUCAAGUUGAACAUAAGCAAAGAUUUAAACGGCGCUGUUUACACUUGCCAGGCGAUGAAUGAGGCUAUCCAAAGGAGUGUGCACGACGCCUUAACGCUUAAAGUUUUGUAUUCUCCAAUAUUCGACGAGACAAGUCAAACAACAGCGGUGGGAGUUGAAAAUGAACAGCUGAUUGUGUCAGUGCGUGCAGAUGGGAACCCAUCUGGUAUUGCAUAUACGUGGACUAAGGAUGGGCUGCCCAUCACACAGGCUUCUUAUACCACAUCUAACGACAGAAUCAUAUCGGAGGGCAACCUUCUGAACAUGACUCGUCUCUCGCGGCACGACGCAGGCGUGUACUCUUGCGAGGCGGUCAACUCGCAAGGCGCUGCUGUUAUAAACAUCACCGUGUCUGUUCAUUACGCGGCGGAGAUAAAAUCUGUGUACCAAGUGGGAGUACCGAGUGCUAAUGAAGAUGCGAUGCUGGUCUGCGCUGCUAAUGGAAACCCACUAUCAGCAGACCACAUAAGAUGGGAGAGACCGGACUAUGAUUUAUCAUCACGCUCCAUCACCUUCGACUCCAGAAACCAGACGAGCACCCUCAUCAUCGACAAAGUGACGAGGGAUGAUGUAGGCAACUUCACGUGCGUGGUGAACAACGGGAUCGGUGAUGAGAGGCGGGAUGUGACGCUGGUGAUGAAGUUCAAGCCAGAAAUGGACUCGUCUCCGAGUAUCGUUAAGUCGGCAACUAAUGUAGGACAAGUUGGGCGAUUAGUUUGCAAAUGCAAAUCAAUCCCACCGCCUAACUUCACUUGGUCCAAGAACGGCAUCAAACUACCCGCAAACACUUCCACAAAAUACUUAGCGGAGUUCCAUCGCAUCGACGCGCUAACAUUUGCCUCCGUGCUACUGGUGCGUGACGUCACGUCUAUGGACUAUGGUGUAUACCAGUGUGCCGCGAGAAACCAUUUGGGUUAUGGGGAGAUGUCGGUUAAGUUGGAUGUUACUAGUGCCCCAGAUCCAGUAACAUCAGUAGUAGUAACUAACGUGACACAUAACUCGGUAACACUGGAGUGGGUGCCCGGCUUUGAUGGCGGACUGUAUUCUUGGUACAGGAUUCGAUUCCGGAAAAUAUACGACGAGACGUAUAAAUACGAAGAUGUAACACCCAGAAACGCAACGACUUUCUCUAUACACGGUCUGGAGAGGAAUACAGAUUAUGUAUUCUCUGUUAUGUCCAUAAACAAAAUAGGACAGAGCAAAUAUCGUCCAGAUGACACUAAAGCGACCACAUUGACUUCAUCAGAAGUAGGCGAACUAAACGUAGUGUCCACAGAGUAUGUAGAAACGGCGGAUGUGUCUAAAUCUGUAGUAGUUUAUGUAUCUAUAACUGGAGUCGUGUUAGUUCUCAUAAAUGCAGCUUUGGUGGCUUGCUUUGUUCUGAAGCGACGGUCUCGACGGUUGAAAGAACAAGCUGGACAGUCAUCAAAAUCAGCAACGAUCGAAAUGUACGCACCUUCCUCAUACAACGAUACUAUGACAGGCGAGACCCUUAGCUCCGUUUCGGAGAAAUCCGAGACAUACUCACAAGAUGGCGACGGACAACCCCCGCCAAUACCUGAAGUUCCCAGUAUGCCCAAUAGGCAUAUGUUAAAUCAAACGGAGUACCUGGACGAGCAGCUGCUGCCGCCGCCGCUGGACUACCCGCCGCCCAACUACGCGGCGUACGAGGGCGAGCACGCGCGCACGCUGCCGCACGCGCCGCACGCGCACCGCGCGCGCGACGCCGCCGGACACAGCACGCUGGGCCGGAGCGCUGGCAAACAGAACUACAUCCCGGCGCCCAGCCCCAUGCCCCCGCUCGAUGGAUCCUACUACAACAUGUCCUCUGAUAGAUACCUCUCCUACCCACCACUGAUUGGUGAAUAUUUACAACAGCAGCAAGCGGGUCGAACCCCGACCCCGCCGCAGCAGUACAGCGCGCAACCGCUGAGCAAGCCGCACCUCGCCAACGGGGUGGGCUCGCCGUCCCACCUCACCAGCCCGCUCGGCUGCAUGGACGACCGGCAGUCGCUGGGCGGCACGCUGCGGCGCCGCCUCGACAAGCUGGCCGUGCCGCCGCCCGACGUCACCGUGCUGCACCCCGGCGGCUGCGCGCAGCACCAACCAAUGAAUCACACACCAACCGUGAAACAACCACAGUCGAUACUCAAAGACCCGUCGCGGCACAAAUACGGCAACCAGUAUGGAAGCCCCGUGUCAUCUAGCACGCCACAGAAUAGCUCAAACCAAAUCCUAACUGUCCAGAACCUAACAUCAGACGUCCCACAGUACGGGACCAUCAAGAAGGAUAAAAAACAAAACGUCACGAUCGAUGAAUCGUACAACCAGCGAAGUGAAACACAUGUAGUGUAAGUGAUUGUUCAAAUUUGAUUGAUUGGAAGUGAACACGUUUGUUCGGGAUUGUUAAGUGAUUGUUCAAUUACGAGUGCAGUGUAAAUACAUCACGGACUAGUUAAAAUUUUAGAUAGAUAUUAAUUCAUUAUUGUGAUACCAAUGAUCGAACUGCAAAUUAAGUGUCCAUGGUAUUUAGAUAGGAAUGAAAGUUAACCGUUUGAUUUUUAUCAAACUUUGUUUGACUGACUUAUCAAUAUUGUACAUUAGGACGUCCAAAAGACAUUAGCGAUUGAUGAACAAUCAACAUUUAAUUGAUUGGUGAUUGAUUGAUUGUUAUUGUAAUUAUUUUUAGUGCGUAAUUUUUAAUCGUUUGCCGAUUAUAAUGAUUCCCUUGACGGAUCUCUUUGAUUUUUAGAAUAGACGAUUAUUGUUAAUGAUUUUGAUUCUAUUUUACAAAAUUUAUGGGAAAAUUUUGAAUUGAUCCCAAAGUUAAUGUUUGAAUGCGAAUGAUUGUUCGUGUGAAUUGCAUUUAUUGUUAAAUGAAAAUCUUAGUUUUAAUGAAUGAAUGGCGUAAAUGAAUAAAUGAAUGAGAGGUAUAUCUUUUGAAAUGUGUUGCGUUUACUGCAAGGCAUCCACAUUUGUAUAUUGUAUACAGCCAGUUGUCUUUCUACAAUCUCAUUGUAAAUAAAAUAUACUCAAGCGCGAACUGACAAUAAAGAUAAGUUUUUAAUUAAAUAUUUUAAUUUAUACUCCGCUUACAAUUAUUUGUAAAUAGAUUAUGUAAUUAUAAUUUUUAUUUCUCUGUAAUAGCUU